CACUGAGUACAUCAACAUUCCUAACAGACCCAGUCACACCUCGCAAGUCGAGUCAAAGAACAACCUGGGCCCUAUCCAUACACCACUGGGACAUUCCUACAUCACUUUUACCAGCCACUUGCGAUUCUCUUCUGAGGCCGGUCAAAUACCCAGAGGAACUCACUCCAAUUUCCCAGCAAAGCUCAAUUUCUGAACAUUCAUUCCAACCAUUCUUUUCGAGAACGACACUAGAACAAUCAUGAAGUCUUACACGGUUCUCAUGCUGGCCUCGGCCGCUGUUACCCAGGCCAUUCAACAGUGCUCCGGCACGGCCAAGGAAGAGGGUGGUAACUGGUGGUGCGGUGCUGUUGAUCAGAUCUUGUAUUCCAAUGUCGGUCACCCUGGCACUUACAAGGCUGUCAACCACAUGGGUGAUGAUGGUUCUUGCACCUUUGAGGAUGUUGCUUUCUCAGGUCCCCUAGCCCCUUUCAAUGAGGAGCUUAUGCCUGUCUUCCGUGGUCCCAUGCAGCUGAAGCAGGUCGCUAUCUACAGCCUGUCUUCCAAGGCCAAGCGCUCCCCUGCCGCUUCUCACGUCCACGCUCGCCGUCAUGGCCAUCACGGUCACCAGCACCUCCACAAGAGAUCGGUCGAGUCUCCCAAGGAGGAGCCCAAGGAGGAGAAGCGUGGUGAAGACUGGGUCGUUGCGGAAAUCGACGGCAAGGUCGUGUCCUGGAUCAAUAACUACUUUGGCCCUACCCCCGCGGCACCCCCUGCUGCUGCUGCGACCCCUGCUGUCGCUCCUGUCGUUGCGCCCAGCCCAACUCCCACUCCUUCUCAGCCCCCUGUCGCUGCUGCUGUUCCUCAGCCUGCCAGCUCCAAGGCUGCUUCAAGCUCUGGCUCGGGCUCGGGCUCCGUUAGCGGUGACUACGAGCGUGUCGGCUACUACAACGCUGAUGAGGGAGUUGCUGACGGCAUCGUGUUCCUUGGCAACUACGGAGGCCAGCUCUCUGGCAAGUUUGACAACGUCUUUGGUAACUCUUUGUCCUACCUGAAUGCCGCCGGCACUGGUGGCGCCGCUUCACCCGAGGUCUUGAAGCCGAUCACCCUCAAGUCCAACCAGGAGUUCCUGAUCGCCAGCGACAAGUCAUGCGAUGAUGGUGGCUGCGGAUACUCUCGCCCUGGCUCUGUUGCAUACCACGGCUUCAAGGGUGAGGAUUCAGUCUGGCUCUUUGAGCUGAGCAUGCCUCUCGACGGAACCACUGGUUUCAACGCCGACAUGUCCGCCCUUUGGUUCCUCAACGCUCGCAUCCCCCGCGUUGCUCAGUACAGUACUUGCUCCUGCUGGCCUGCUUGUGGUGAGCUCGACGUUCUCGAGGUCCUCGCCACUGGCGAUACUAAGUGCAAGUCAACCAUCCACUCCAACGUUCCCGGCGGCUCAUCCGACUACUUUGAUCGUCCUACUGGCGCCCCCGCCAAGGUCGCUGUUGUCCUGGAUGGUGACUCUGGCCAGGUCUCAGUCAAGAUGUUGGACUCAAGCGUCAACUUGAGCUCUGGCAUCACCCGCUCUCAGGUGGAGGGCUGGCUCUCCGCCGACUCCGUCUCGACCGCAAGCACCGGCGGCAAGAGCAACAGGGUCUCCUUGUUUGCUUUGUCGUCUUGAGUGUUUCCACGUUUUUGAUUUCUGCUUGGAUGGGAUUCCAACAAGUACAUGAUUUGCAUAUAUGGGAUUGGGGGUUUGACGACAACUUUUACUUCUUCUUCUUCUCGCUGGAUUGAGCCCAAGCAAGAUUUUUUCUUUAUGCAUUGGAUCUUCGGCAUCCGAUGAAUUGAGACUUUCUUCUUUUUUUCUUUCGAUAUGCGAGGGUGCUAGUUACUCUCGCCUUUGGGGGCAAGGGGAUUGCGAAACGACAUUAGA
Colletotrichum acutatum is the source of this 1894-nucleotide messenger RNA. RefSeq names its product putative TOS1-like glycosyl hydrolase-domain-containing protein. Bases 239 to 1639 code for a protein of 466 amino acids. NCBI's taxonomy places the organism in Eukaryota, Fungi, Ascomycota, Sordariomycetes, Glomerellales, Glomerellaceae. The transcript has 4 exons. Gene Ontology annotation, cellular component: fungal-type cell wall. The record is from RefSeq and is a predicted model, not a curated record.